Molecule: messenger RNA, 1208 nt
Organism: Neltuma alba
Lineage: Eukaryota; Viridiplantae; Streptophyta; Magnoliopsida; Fabales; Fabaceae
Product: DNA-directed RNA polymerase I subunit 1
Exons: 6
Coding region: 218-1024 (268 amino acids)
Biological process (GO): DNA-templated transcription
Cellular component (GO): RNA polymerase I complex
Molecular function (GO): DNA binding
Source: RefSeq, a predicted model, not a curated record
AGCCGGCUCGUCGCCAGUCGCCUCCCUCGCUCUCGCGCCUACUCUACUUCUUCCUCACCUUCUUACAGGGCAAAUUGGAAGACAAGCACCAAGCAAAACCCUAAACCUCGACAGUAACAGUAGCCCGCCUCUUUCAAUCCUUCGCCCUCUUUAGUUUUUGCUAUUCAGUUCCCGCCAUAGCUGCAACCGCCCCACUCUUUCGCCUGAAAAGCCCAACAUGGCUCAGAUACCGGAGUGUGCAACGGAGUCUGUUGAGGCAGUUGCAUUCAGUUUCUUGACCACUGAAGAAAUACAGAAGACUAGCUUUGUGAAGAUAACAAAUCCCAUUUUGGUUGAUGGUGUAGAAAGGCCCGUGCCUGGUGGACUCUAUGAUCCUGCAUUAGGUCCACCAGAUGACAGGACUCUUUGUAAAUCAUGCGGUCAGCCUUCCAAACUUUGCCCCGGUCAUUUUGGUCAUAUUGAGCUUGUUUCCCCUGUCUAUAAUCCUUUGCUGUUCAAUAUACUUAGCAGUAUUCUGCAAAGAACUUGUUUCUCUUGCCAUUUUUUUCGGGCUAGCAGAGAUGAGGUGGAGAAAUUUACAUCCCAAUUGGAGCUCAUUGUGAAGGGGGACAUUAUUGGGGCCAAAAAAUUGGAUUCACCUGAACCAAGUGAGUCUACAUGUUUGGGUGAUGAUGAUUGGAUACAGAGUCAUAGUGCUGAUCACUUGCCAGGAAAGUGGAACUCACAUCAAUUUAGUGAAGCAAUGUCGAUUCUAAACAAUUUUCUGAAACGGGAACCUAAGAAGUGCAGAAGGUGUGGGUCUCAUAAUCCAAAAAUUAGUAAACCAACCUUUGGGUGGUUUUAUGUGAGUGAUCUCUCAAGUGAAAAAGCUAGAGGAAAUGUCAUUAGACAUUACGCUGAUGAAAUUAUCAGUGAUGUUAUGCCUUCAGAAAAUCGGGAUAAUUCGGAUGAAGAUAUGCCUUCUGCUACUUCUGCUGGGACUAUUAAUAGUGCUUCAAAACAGGCAUCAUCUGAAAAAACGUGAGGAAUUGGCUGGUGCAUUUGCUAAGCAUAAGAAAUUUUCUGGGCCUUUGUUACCAUCAGAGGUCAAAGGUAUAUUGGAACUCUGUGGAAAAACGAGGCUCGAUUCUGUUCUCGUAUUAGUGACAUUCAAGAUCUGGGAUUUGGAAAGCAAGCAGGUCAUUCAAUGUUCUUUCUGGAGACUAUUC